ACAGGCAACUGUCAAAAUGUCAGACAACAUACCAUUCGAAAUGCAAAUGGAAAUCAUGAAAAAGCUUCCUGUCAAAUCCUUGAUUCAGUUCCGAUCCGUCUGCAAACCAUGGAACUCUCUCAUCGAUAGCCCUGAUUUCAUUACGCAGUACAACGGCCAACGUACAAACCCGCAACAUCUGUUUCUAACCUAUUAUAGUUGUGGGGAUAAAUACGUUUCAAUUGCUGAUGAUCAUACUUUUCCCCACCACAAAGUUCCCCUCACUUUCCCCCAAUGGCUUUUAGAUUAUGACUAUGAUCUAAUCGGCUGCUCUCAUGGCUUGUUGUGUUUGUCUUAUUAUGAGGACCAGACCAGAAUAGCUAUUAUUUGGAAUAUUUUGAUUCGAAAAGCAAUUGCUGUACUUGUGCCUAGUGUGGCAGGUGGGGAGCUUGCUGCUGAUAGGGCUGAUGUGGAUGGUGGGUUUAGGUUCGAUUAUACGAUUAUUUCGUUUGAUUUCACCCGUGAAGAAUUUAAAGAAGUGAGCCUCCCAGAUAGUUUAGCACACCAGAGGUAUAACGAUAUUUUGUCCGUGUUAAAACUAAAGGAGUCUCUUGUUGUGCUUGAACGUGUCAAUGAUCUGGGUUACGAUGUAUGGAUGAUGGAGGAUGGGGUUUCCAAACUGUUUACAAAGCUAUUCACUAUUAAUGUUAGCACACGCUGUGCAAAAGUAAAGGGAUUUAGAAAGAGUGGUGAACCUAUAAUUAGCUUUAGUUUUUCAAACGAUAAUCGUAACAAAGUUGUUUAUGAGCCCUACUCAAAACAUAAUGAUAAGGUUAAGGCUGUGAUUGACAAUAUAUUUGCUUUAUAUUAUCUGAUUCCCUACAUGGAAACGCUGCUUCUGCUUAAUCAGCUAGAUCUUACGGUUCAUAACCAAGUGGAAACCUUCAAAUUUGAAGAUGAUUGGCUUCUAGAACCGAGUUUCAGUUAUGGGUUUAAGGGUAAUUCUUUUCCUGAGGACGACUACUUUAUGGAUUAUUAUGGAAUGUAA
Helianthus annuus (common sunflower) is the source of this 1027-nucleotide messenger RNA. RefSeq names its product F-box protein At5g18160-like. Gene Ontology annotation, molecular function: protein binding. Bases 17 to 1027 code for a protein of 336 amino acids. The record is from RefSeq and is a predicted model, not a curated record. Lineage: Eukaryota; Viridiplantae; Streptophyta; Magnoliopsida; Asterales; Asteraceae. The transcript has 2 exons.